This is a messenger RNA of Penicillium mononematosum, 1044 nucleotides long. RefSeq lists its product as uncharacterized. Bases 1 to 1044 code for a protein of 347 amino acids. Gene Ontology annotation, molecular function: oxidoreductase activity, acting on the CH-OH group of donors, NAD or NADP as acceptor. The record is from RefSeq and is a predicted model, not a curated record. The transcript is spliced from 3 exons. Lineage: Eukaryota; Fungi; Ascomycota; Eurotiomycetes; Eurotiales; Aspergillaceae.
AUGGCUCCUAUCGACCCCGCAUCAUUGGUACUGGUGACAGGCGGCAACGGCUUCAUUGCCGCCCACUGCAUCGCGACUCUCCUGCGAUCCAGCUACCGCGUUCGGGCAACAGUGCGCUCUUCCCAGAAAGCAGAUGACACGCGCAACGCGCUCGCUUUGGCAGGUGUUCAGAAUCUCUCUCACCUCGAACUAGUCGUCGUGCCAGAUCCCACCGAUUUACAGGCUUUCUCUGCAACACUGCAAGGCUGUCAGGCUGUCCUACACUUGGCUUCGGCUUUUAACUAUGAUGCUGUACCGGGAGAAUUUGAAGACAAAUUGAUGAUCCCUGCGGUUCGAGGUACACACGUCGUGUGUGAAGCCGCUAAACAGCAUUCUACUAUCCGACGGGUGGUGAUCAUGUCCAGUUUUGCUAGUGUCUAUGACGCUAGUCUCGGCUUGCAGCCGGGGUCAGUGUAUACCGAGAAAGAUUGGUGUCCGUUGACAUAUGAGGACGGAGUGAAUGCUGCUGCUGUGCCUAUCGCAUAUCGUGCUUCGAAGGUUGUCGCUGAGCGCGCUGCUUGGGAUUAUGUUCGUGAUAACUCCGUACAAUACCAACUCGUUACUCUGUGUCCUGGAAUGGUGUUUGGUCGAAUGAUCCAUCCAAUUUCAUCUCUAUCUCAGCUCAACGCUAGCAACCAGAUUGUCUGGCAGGUGUUGAGUGCUGGAAAAGAGGGGGAAAUGCCGCCCACAAAAGCUCCCGUCUGGAUUGACGUUGAAGAUCUGUCUGAGACAAGCCUCAAGGCCCUGACAUUCUCGGGAACGGGGCAUGAAAGAUUCCUGGUGACUCAGGGAUCCUAUGAUACACAGGAAAUUGCCGAUAUCGUUCGCUCCCGACUUCCAGAGAGACAGCGUGUGCCUGUGGGAGAACCCGGGAAACGCAUUGCUGACACACACUACUCCUGCGAUUCAUCAAAGGUGCAACGAGUGUUGGGAGUCAGGUUUCGGGGACUAGAGCAGUCAAUUAUUCCCUUGGCCGAGCAGCUAUAUGAUAUGGAGGGGUGUUAA